AUGCCAGCACCAGCGCCGGGGCUCCAGUCCAUCUCGGACUUGACCACAACGUCCCGUAUCACAACGGGCGACAUCCCCCCUCCCCUCGUCGGCGCGACAAUGACCAUCGUCGAUGAUAAAUUAUACCUCUUUGGAGGUCGAUUGAUCCAGACACGACAGAUGACCAACUCGCUCUUUAUACUCCAUCUCGACGAGUUUCGCUGGGAGAAUGUCUCCGAGAUUAACGAGAUGUCGCCUCCUCCCACAGAGAGAUAUUUCCACUCGGCAAACCCCUACAAGAACAUGAUCGUCUUCUUUGGAGGUAUGGGCCCCUCCCUCUCCACGAUUGACGGCCAGCAACAGGACCUAGUUGUCUUUGAUGACAUCAAGGUGCUAGAUCUCGAGCUCUUGCAGUGGCGCCAGGUUCGCAUUCCUUCUUCACCCCAUGCACCUAAACCCCGUUACGCGCACCUCUCCAGCAUCUCUGGCAGCAAGCUAGCUGUCAUCGGAGGUCAGGAUAUCGGCAACCAAUACAUCGAAGAGAUUAAUGUUCUCGACCUUGAUAGCUGGCAGUGGGUUGCCUCGAUGCCCUUCGACAAGCACUGUGGAUCCUACCGUUCCAUUGCGGUCAGUGGUAGUGGCCAAGGCUCGCCUCCUUCGGAAAAUCGCUCGUCGAUUUACCGUCUUUCUCAUAUUAUGACAUCCACGCCGGUCCAGCAGGAGGAGCAUCCCAUCUACCUGUACUCGAACUUUAAUUUCACAGACGUCAAGCGCGAGCUCCAGGUUCUCAGCCCACCUCAGUUCCAGAUUCAGGAUCACUCGCACUCUAUGUCUGGCAGCUUGCUCCCACCCGGCCUUCGCUUCCCAACAGGCGCCAUCGCAGGACAACAUUUGCUUCUCUCCGGCACCUAUCUCACCAAUACUCAGCAGUCCUUCAGCAUCUGGUCCCUAAAUCUCUCAAGCCUGGUCUGGACCCGCAUCGAUACCGGCUCUGUCUUCAGCUCUGGCUCAUGGAACCGAGGUUUGCUGCUCGAGUCUUCGAAUGCAUACCUUGUCUUUGGAAACAGGAACAGGAGCCUUGCAGACGACUACCAGAAUCGCCAGACCAACUUUGAGCAUGUCUCCAUUGUCGACCUGGAAGCAUUUGGUAUCUACCAGCAUCCACCCACGACGAUGACCCAAACUGCACAGGAGUUGGGAUUGGGGCUGCUGAAUGAUCCGGCAAUGGCCGACUUUGAGAUCUUGACCAUCGAUGGCCAGCGUAUCCCAGUCAACUCUUCGAUUCUAGCGGCUCGUUGGCCUUACUUUGGGGCGCUUUUGCAGAAUAACGACUACGACCCAUCGCUAUUUGCAAAGAAGACCUUGUCCCUCCCGGAGCCGUAUACAGUCGUUCUGGCAUUCCUACAGUAUCUUUACACGGACCAUCUAGUAACUGCCCAACAGCAUCAUUCUCAGGUCUUAUCGCAAUUGUUGCUGCUCGCAGAUAUGUACGGUCUUGACCGCCUCCGCGAUCUUGCAACACAUGCUCUCCAUCAAAUGCUUAACAUGUCCACCGCAGCCAUGGUCUACGAAACCGCAGCACUCUCUCAGCAGACAGGACUCCAGAUUCGGUCUCUCAAGGUCAUGAUUGCAGCCAAGAAGAUGCUUCAGCAGCAACAG
This is a messenger RNA of Gamsiella multidivaricata, 1638 nucleotides long. RefSeq lists its product as uncharacterized. The annotation marks the transcript as partial. Gene Ontology annotation, biological process: cell redox homeostasis. The transcript has 4 exons. Lineage: Eukaryota; Fungi; Mortierellomycota; Mortierellomycetes; Mortierellales; Mortierellaceae. Gene Ontology annotation, molecular function: protein binding. Gene Ontology annotation, cellular component: mitochondrion; cytosol. The record is from RefSeq and is a predicted model, not a curated record.